Messenger RNA from Ceratina calcarata, 471 nucleotides. RefSeq names its product chymotrypsin inhibitor-like. The transcript has 3 exons. The record is from RefSeq and is a predicted model, not a curated record. NCBI's taxonomy places the organism in Eukaryota, Metazoa, Arthropoda, Insecta, Hymenoptera, Apidae. Bases 58 to 312 code for a protein of 84 amino acids.
GAAUAUCAGUGGUCUCCGUUAGAAGAAAAACAGACUUGAACCAAGUUGAACCAUAUCAUGUCGCGAUUCGCAGUGUUAGCAUUGACGAUAAUUGCUGCUGUCUUUAUUUGUCAGACAGCGGGUCAAGAUCAUCCACAAUGUCCACCGAAUGAAAUUUGGUCAUUCUGUGCUAGAGCUUGCGAGGCAACUUGUGCUAAUCCCAUAGAAUGCUUACCCCUAUGCGUAGAAGGAAGUCCUGGUGGCUGUCGUUGCAGGUCGGGAUACGUGAGAAAUCCGAAGAACGAUCAGUGUGUAUAUCAACAGGAUUGUUGAAGACUGCAACUCCAAUAAUACGUGCGAUAGGGAUGUUUAUAUAGAAACUUGCCACCAUAUACGCCACCCAUAGAUUUAUUAGGUAACGCGUGUAAGACCUAUUAAAACUUUCCAAUGUAACACUAACAAUGCAAUAAUAAAAGGAAUUUCAAGUAUGAA